AUGAACAUGUCUGGCGGCCCCCCCGGGGAGGAGCUCACGGAUGAGGAGAAGGAGAUCAUCAACAGUGUACUGGCUCGUGCGGCCGUGAUGGAGGCCACGGAGCAUGAGAGGAUUGAGCGUCUCUCCAGUCGCCUGGAUAACAUCAAGAAGACGGCGUGUGGUGACGGCCAGUCGCACUGUCUGCUGUGUGGGGCGUCGUUCGGACCACAGGGGGUCACAGCUGUCCUCUGUGUGCAGUGCAAUAAACACAUGUGCAGCAAAUGUGGGAUCCGGAGCAACGGCAGGACGAGUCCUAUGUGGCUGUGCAGAAUCUGCAAUGAGCAGCAAGAGGUACAGAAGCGUUCAGGAGCUUGGUUCUUCAAGGGACGAGUCCAGCAAAGUCUGCCUGCCCCCCUACCUCUGUCCGGAUCUCGUCAGUCCAGCAUCGAGAGCAGUUCUGGUUCGGUAGGACACGAUGGACCACAGGAACCUCCAACAAAUCAUCGGGAAUACGAGCAGCAGCAGCAGUCCUGUGGCUCAGAACAAUGGGAGCAGACAGCAAGAACAACAGCUGACAGCCAUAAUGAGAGUCCGUCCUGUCCAGCGGCGGUAAUGAAGACCGAGAAAAAUGUGUUGGCCUCCAAACCGCCUCGAGCAAACGCACAGCAGGUCGCCCCCCCCUCAGAAUUAAUUGCUCCUGCUGCAGAUGUGGAAAACAAACGCCCGGAGAGGGAAGAGACGGUGUCCCCUCCAGCUGUGGAGGAAAAAAGACAACCUAUUGUCUCCAGCUCCAUUUCAUCACAUGUUCCUGCAACCAGAAUUAAUCCACCGGUCAAUAACCCCGCCCCCCCACGACCCCCACCAGAUCGAACAGAGGAUGAAGACGAAUACGACUCAGAUGACGCCACCACUCUGGGAUCUCUGGAGUUCAGUCUCCUGUACGACCAGGAGAACCACGCUCUGCACUGCUGUGUGGUUAAAGCUAAGGGUUUAAAGCCGAUGGAUUCAAACGGACUUGCUGACCCGUAUGUGAAGCUGCACCUCUUACCUGGAGCCAGUAAGUCAAACAAGCUUCGCACCAAGACCCUUAAAAACACUCUGAAUCCUGUGUGGAAUGAGACUCUGGUCUACCACGGCAUCACCGAUGACGAAAUGUCACGCAAAACUCUCCGGCUUUCAGUGAGUGACGAAGACAAGUUUGGACACAACGAAUUCAUCGGAGAGACGCGAAUCGCUCUGAAGAAACUGAAGUUUAACCAGAAGAAGAACUUCAGUGUUUGUUUAGAGCGAGUGAUCCCGGUGAAGAAGGCCGUGGGAGGAUCGGCCCGUGGCAUGGCUCUCUAUGAGGAUGACCAGAAUGACGGUGAGGAUUCAGAGGAGAGAGGUCGCAUCCUGGUGUCGCUGACGUACAACAGCCAGCAGGGUCGUCUGAUGGUCGGGGUCAUCCGCUGCGCUCACCUGGCCGCCAUGGACUCCAACGGAUACUCCGACCCGUUCGUCAAAAUAUGUCUGAAACCAGAUAUGGGGAAGAAAGCUAAAAACAAGACAGCGAUAAAAAAGAAGACCCUCAAUCCGGAGUUUAACGAGGAGUUUGGUUAUGAAAUAAAGCAUGGCGAGUUGGCCAAGAAAACCCUUGACAUCUCAGUCUGGGACUACGACAUGGGGAAAUCCAACGACUUCAUUGGAGGAUGUCAGCUGGGCAUCCAGGCUAAAGGAGAGUGUUUGAAGCACUGGUACGAAUGUCUCAAGAACAAAGACAAGAAGAUUGAGCGCUGGCACGUCCUGCUAAAUGACAACACCGUCCAGUUUGAUGAUUAAAGCGUCUCCCCUCUUCUAUGUAUUC
Molecule: messenger RNA, 1822 nt
Organism: Anoplopoma fimbria (sablefish)
Lineage: Eukaryota; Metazoa; Chordata; Actinopteri; Perciformes; Anoplopomatidae
Gene: rph3aa
Product: rabphilin 3A homolog (mouse), a
Exons: 15
Coding region: 1-1797 (598 amino acids)
Biological process (GO): intracellular protein transport
Cellular component (GO): membrane
Molecular function (GO): small GTPase binding
Source: RefSeq, a predicted model, not a curated record